Molecule: messenger RNA, 1752 nt
Organism: Galeopterus variegatus (Sunda flying lemur)
Lineage: Eukaryota; Metazoa; Chordata; Mammalia; Dermoptera; Cynocephalidae
Gene: ATXN2
Product: ataxin 2
Exons: 14
Biological process (GO): cytoplasmic stress granule assembly
Cellular component (GO): cytoplasmic stress granule
Molecular function (GO): RNA binding
Source: RefSeq, a predicted model, not a curated record
AUGUCGCUCCUCCUGGAGGGCAGUCCUAGCCUGUUGACUUUAAUAAAAAUAAUAUUUAAUCCUUUCAGAGGUCGAAACAGUAGCAAAGGACUGCCUCAGUCUACGAUUUCCUUUGAUGGAAUCUAUGCAAAUAUGAGGAUGGUUCAUAUACUUACAUCAGUUGUUGGAUCCAAAUGUGAAGUACAAGUGAAAAACGGAGGUAUAUAUGAAGGAGUUUUUAAAACAUACAGUCCUAAGUGCGAUUUGGUACUGGAUGCUGCACAUGAAAAAAGUACAGAAUCCAGUUCAGGGCCGAAACGGGAAGAAAUAAUGGAGAGUAUUUUAUUCAAGUGUUCAGACUUUGUUGUGGUACAGUUUAAAGAUAUGGACUCCAGUUAUGCAAGAAGAGAUGCUUUUACUGACUCUGCAAUCAGUGCUAAAGUGAAUGGUGAACACAAAGAGAAGGACCUGGAGCCCUGGGAUGCAGGUGAACUCACAACCAGUGAGGAACUGGAGGCUUUGGAAAACGAUGUAUCUAAUGGAUGGGAUCCCAAUGAUAUGUUUCGAUAUAAUGAAGAAAAUUAUGGUGUAGUAUCUACAUAUGAUAGCAGUUUAUCUUCAUAUACGGUGCCCUUAGAAAGGGAUAACUCAGAAGAAUUUUUAAAACGGGAAGCAAGAGCAAACCAGUUAGCAGAAGAAAUUGAAUCAAGUGCCCAAUACAAAGCUCGGGUGGCCCUGGAAAAUGAUGAUAGGAGCGAGGAAGAAAAAUACACAGCAGUUCAGAGAAAUUCCAGUGAACGUGAGGGGCACAGCAUAAACACUAGGGAGAAUAAAUAUAUUCCUCCUGGACAAAGAAAUAGAGAAGUCAUAUCCUGGGGAAGUGGGAGACAGAAUUCACCACGUAUGGGCCAGCCUGGAUCGGGCUCUAUACCAUCAAGAUCCACUUCUCACACUUCAGAUUUCAACCCGAAUUCUGGUGCAGACCAAAGAGUAGUUAAUGGAGGUGUUCCCUGGCCAUCGCCUUGCCCAUCUCCUUCCUCUCGCCCACCUUCUCGCUACCAGUCAGGUCCCAACUCUCUUCCACCUCGGGCAGCCACCCCUACACGGCCGCCCUCCAGGCCCCCCUCGCGGCCAUCCAGACCCCCGUCUCACCCCUCUGCUCAUGGUUCUCCAGCUCCUGUCUCUACUAUGCCUAAACGCAUGUCUUCAGAAGGGCCUCCAAGGAUGUCCCCAAAGGCCCAGCGACACCCUCGAAAUCACAGAGUUUCUGCUGGGAGGGGUUCCAUAUCCAGUGGCCUAGAAUUUGUAUCCCACAACCCACCAAGUGAAGCAGCUACUCCUCCAGUGGCAAGGACUAGUCCUUCAGGGGGAACAUGGUCAUCAGUGGUCAGUGGGGUUCCAAGAUUAUCCCCUAAAACACACAGACCCAGGUCUCCCAGACAGAACAAUAUUGGAAAUUCUCCCAGCGGGCCAAUUCUUACUUCUCCCCAAGGUGGUAUUAUUCCAGCUGAAGCUGUUGCCAUGCCUGUUCCAGCUGCAUCUCCUACGCCUGCUAGUCCUGCAUCCAACAGAGCUGUUACUCCAUCUGUCGAGGCUAAAGAUUCCAGGCUUCAAGAUCAGAGGCAGAACUCUCCUGCAGGGAAUAAAGAAAAUAUUAAGCCCAAUGAAAUAUCACCUAGCUUCUCAAAAGCUGAAAAUAAAGGUAUAUCACCAAUUGUUUCUGAACACAGAAAACAGAUUGAUGAUUUAAAGAAAUUUAAGAAUGAUUUUAGG